UGUAAAGCGUUUGACUGGUUUAUGGACGACGAUCGAAGAACUAAAUGAAAGUGUGAAAAGCACAGAUAAUGAUAUUUGUUUAUUUAGUAAUUUCCUGUCAUUGAACUAUAUUCUGAUCGAUACACUGUUCAUACCGAAUUGAAAUGGAAGACGAAAGAAUAACCAUUUCAUCCGAAUGGAGGGGAAGAUUAAASGACGUGAAAUAYAAAAAUUGGUUAAAAGUUGGUUAUGCACUACAUUUAGCAUGUGAGGGGAUACGGCCGUACGUCGAAAGAGAAGCAAAAUCRUUUCAUAACAUUUUGCUUGCCAAARGGUUUACUACAUGURCGUGCGUUUACACGUCAAGACGACGGCCUAGUCCACAUCACGACAUGGCAAACUGUGACUGGGCAAAGGAAUUGAAUCUACAUCACCGACGAAAUCCAACAUGGAGUAACAGCGACGGUAGGAAGUGGACCGAUGCCAAMGUUGGUUAUUGGGAAGUUGCUAAGGUUUUUAUGCCUUUUGGCUGUGCAAGUGGAAAAGUCAAUGCAAAUGAAACCGAUGCCACUGGGCUUCUUAACUUUCUGCAAUUUUGCAAGCAUUUCAAAACAAACACACAUUUAGUAGAAGAAACGAAAAAUACCCGUAACAAAUGGGCUCAUGAGGCUCAACAAAAGUUCUCYCAAGUGCAAACCGACGAUGCUUUUAAUGCAAUAAAAAAUCUUCUGCAAGACCCAGAGUUGAUUUCUGACCAAGAUGCUCAGGAGGCCCUUGGAAAAGUCAAUGAGAUCGAAAAUGCUGGAGAUUUAUUGGAUUUUGACGAUGUGGAAACCAAAGUUGUAUCUACUCUGAAAGAUUCUAUCGUAUCAGCGAAAGAAGAACUAAGUCUAGCGAUCAAAACAAUCCAAGAUCAAGAAGACUCUAACGCUCAUGAUAUCAAGGAGAAAAUUUCACACUUAACUGAACUUUUAAAGUUUUGUUUGAUGGCUGAUAGAGAACGGGAUAAUAAUCUUCAAAACUUGGAAACACAGUUCCAACAAAUGCUCCAAAGCAUUCAAGAGAUAUCAAACCUAAGAAGUCAAUCAGCAGCCCAGAGAUAUUUUGCAGCAUUUUCAAGAUUUUCUGCAGCUUUAGGUUGGAGCAUUAUAAUGUAUGCUAUCGCAUUGUAUCUUAUGCUUCCAAAAAUGGCAUCAAGAAGAGGUAUCAUUAUUAUAAUCUGGUUGAUGGCCUGUGUCACUCUUCUGGACGAAAGUGUCGAAGAUAUUGGGUGUCCUCGAGAGSCAAUGCAUGACCCUCUUAUGAUUGGCCAGCCAACCUUUUCUGAAAACCUCAACAGAGCGAAUACAAAGUUUGUUGGACGUGAAUGGCUCUUCAAAAAUUUGACAAACUUCUUCGAAAAGGAGAAACAAGAUUCACAUGGCAUUCUUCUCGUGGCUGCUCCAGGAUUUGGAAAAUCAGCUUUUAUUGCWAACCUUGUUUGUUCUAAGCUUUCAAGUUAUUCUUUACAGAAACAGAUCCUUGCCUAUCAUAUGUGYAUUCAUUCCCACAAGAAUACUCGAGAUCCUGCAAAAUUUGUACAAAAUAUUGCUGUGUUGACAUCCAAUAGAAUACCCGAGUAUAAGAAUAUGAUUAUCUCCGAURAAAAAGUGCAGAAAGCUCUCAAAGAUGAUUGCCAAAGUGACCCGACCAGUGGUUUUAACAAUGGAGUUCUGUACCCUCUUUCAGAUUUGAGCCUACGUUUUAUUAAGCCAAUGUACAUCGUCAUAGAUGCCCUGGAUGAAUGUGGUGAAUCUGAUGCAACUCAAGACACGGCRAUUCUAAGCAUWAUAGCUCAAAGCAUUAAGGCACUCCCCAAGUGGCUUAAAUUCGUCGCUACCUCAAGAAAUAUCCCAAGGAUUCGUCGCCAGYUAAUUAGUYUAAAGUCUAUUGAGCUUAAUCCUGAUAAUCCGGCAAACUUGCAUGAUAUCGAACGCUAUGUUGAUAGACGYAUAAAAARUCUCAAUAUUCAAGCCUUUCCGAUCUCAGCACUUGUGACGAAAAGUCAAGGAAAUUUUCUGUAUGUCAAACUCGUUUUGGACCAGUUAAAGACUGAACAUUUUGAAGCAGAGAACAUCUCAUUACCAGACUCCGUGAGCAGCAUUUAUCAUGAGUUUUUCAGAAGAAAUUAUGGUACGGAUCCAAGUGCUUUCCGCGCCCCACGGCGGAUGUUUGAAAUUCUCGCAGCAGCCUUGUCACCUUUAAAAGUUGAUGAUCUUUACAACGUUCUUCGUAUGGAGRAUAAGGAUUUUGAUCUCGAUUAUGAUUUUAUGCCGAUGCUUGAAGAUCUUUCUAUUUAUCUUCGWUAUUCACCGACAAAAUACAAUGUUGUARGCGUUUUCCAUAGUUCAUUGAUGGAAUGGUUGACAAAUAAGGCCAACAGAGGUGGRGCAUAUUAUGUUGACGAAAAGAAAGGGCAUCGACUACUGGCAGAAUAUUACCUUUCCAAAAUUGAGAGUGGUAAUUCUAGUGAGGUUAUUAUAACACCGCAAUUCAUACACCAAMUCGUUUCACAYAUAACCAAAGGAGGCCGCUUGAAAAAGCACGAAGAGAGGUUUCUGGAUCUUGAUCCAAAAAUCGUUAACACUCCAGACAAUUACACAAAUGCAACCCUUCUCCAUUUUGCUGCAGGAUCAGAGCACAMURAAAUUCUAGAUUUAGCUCUAAACUUUUUUGACGAUUCUCUUGAUUGYGCUGAUGUUAAUCWACGUACUCCAACAUUUUAUGCUGUCUUGUUUGGUCGACUCGAUAACCUACGCUUGCUUGCCRAGAAAGGAGCUUCUCUUCAUGGAAAAUCCAAAAGUUUCAAGGUUCGCAAUUUGAGAGAUGUUGAAGACUGUAAACGUCAAAUGUGUGGUUAUGAUCUGCUGCAUGUUGCAUCUCAAAAAGGGCACCAAGAYAUUGUUCAAUAUCUGCUGGAAAACAACGCCAACAUUUCAUCAUUGUCAGGAACGGAUGACAGCGCACUUCAGCUUGCCGCAGAAUAUGGUCAUAAUCGAACAAUAAGCACUCUGUUGAAGAAUGGCGCAGAACUUGACAAAUCGUGCCUUUAUUAUGCUGCUUCUCAAGGGCAUCUUGAAGUGGUACUGUUUCUUCUCGAUAAAGGAAUUGAAGACACUUGUUUAGAUUGYAGUUUAUAUCCAAGUAAUGACUUUUUACGCGAGAAAAUAUUGUUUCGUAGCUAUAUUCGCUUGUGCAAUACAGCUUUACACGCYGCUGCAAUCAACGAUUUUCCUAAAGUUAUUGRAGCRUUAUUAACCAAGAAAAACAACGCGAUCAACUGUACAAACUAUUAUGGAAAAGGACCACUUCACGAGGCUGUGUAUCACAACAAUUACCAUUCUGUCCAAACUUUCCUUAGGAAUGGUGCGAAUCCCUCRCAAAUAUGCAAAUUUACACCAGCACAAGGCGAUUCGAGCAGGUUUAUUGAGUUUUGUCCUUGUCGGUAUACACCACUUCAUAUAGCGGCAUAUCGUGGUCUUUCUGCUAUUACAUACCUCCUCUUACAAUUUAACGCUAGUCACAAUGCUACGAAUUGUGAUGGACUGCACCCUAUUCAUGUUGCUUCGUGCCGAGGUUAUGAGGGUGURGUGUCYGCCCUGGURGAAUAUGGAGUUGACAUCAAUAGCAAUAGCACAACUGGAAUGACCCCCAUUCAUUACGCAUGCAAGUGUCGAGCAUCCAAAAUCYUUUCGAAACUUUUUGCCCUUGGUGCGRAUGCCUUUGCAAAAUCAGAGGACGAAAAGACAGCAAUUGACUUUAUCUUUGAAGCKGCUGAGUACAAUGGAACUUUGCCUACUAGUAUUGACCAUUAUGCAGAUCAACCAAUCGAUCCAAUCGAUUUCAAAUCUGGAAUAAGAUUUUCACUUUUCGACAAAGGAGACGCAUUAAUCCCAUCUUUGAUCAAGUUUGUUAGAUCUCUUUCGAAUAGCUCGUUGAAUAUACCUGAACACGAAAUUGACUUCUUUUUCGGACUGGUCAGUAAAAAAAUUGCGCAACAUAAAAGUACAGCAGACUGGGUUAGAAAUUUAGUCGGAAGCUCUAGAGAUGCGGACUUUAAAAAGGUAAUCAGGCCGAUUUUGCCACCAUUCCAGGUAAUGGUCGAUAUGGUAGUACUUCAAACAAUGACAGUUGAUGAAAGAAAUAUUUUCACGACUUUCAUGAGUACAGCAUUGAUAAGUGUGACUUCAGCUACUCAAAACUGCUCUAGGCUGAUGUACAUGAUAGAGAAACUUUGGGUAUACAGCGUUGAUGCAUACUUAGACUGGGGGAACAAUGUGAACUGCGAAGAAAAUGGCCUCAGUCCAAUUCUCGUUUACCUGAGAMAAGGAGGACGCAACAUGGAUAAAGUUCUUGUAAAGUAUAAAGUGACAAUUGACAUAAAAUGUGGCGAGAACUUUGAAGACUCUGUUUUUCAUUUAGCUGCCUAUCACAAGUUACAUUAUCUACAGUACCUUUCGGUAUUUGACAAUUGCAACAAAUGGGAAAAGUACUUGAAAUCCAAGCAUGCCUUAUUUGAUUAUUUAUUUGACGAAUAUGGGAAGUCAACACAAAGCGCACAAGUCAGGAUAUCAAGACUAGGAGAUGGCCCAGUAACAAAGGCCAUCAAGUCUCACCUUCGAGGCUUCAARAUAAUCGAUGAGUGUUUAGAUGACGAGGGGUACACUGCUCUUCAGAGGGCAGCGCAGGGAAGUAAUGUUGCUGCAGUAAGGCAUUUUUUAAAUUGGGGAGCGAACGCAACUUUGGCAAGCCCAGAGGGGUUUGAUCUAUUGAACCUAACUAUAUGGUAUGCAAUCAAGUAUCGUCCUCGUCUUAACUUGCAUCAGCCCAGCCUUUUAACGGCUUUAGAAAUCGAAGUUGCAUCAAUGACUGCCAGUGUCAUUACAGAUUACAUAACAAAGGAUAAGCCUUUAAAUAUUGGCUGCAACCAAACAGUUACAAUGACAAUACUGCAUUUGGCAGCAACACGAGGGAUGUGGCGUUUCAUAGAAGAUCUYUUCAGAUACARAMAKCAAUCAAAAGUAGUGGGAUUAGAUGCUAAUUGCACUACAAAACACGGAGUUACACCAUUGUAUUUAGCAAAAAUUUAUGGCGGAGAUGAAUGUCACUGGGAAAACCCAUGGUGUAAGGUUASUUCUGUACUCUCAAAGUACGAAGGAAAAGAAAUAACUCCCCCAGCAAUUACAGAGUACUUUAUYAUCGUUAACAGUUUAUUCCACGGAGUCCCCGACAUAUUUACUGACCAUGGUUUCGGUUUGGAAUCUCUACGUACACUUGAAGAGUCGUGUGGUCAGGAUGAGUGUUUGUUAACACAUGACGAUUCACACUUAAUUCAUGAAAUCCACCAUGGUUUGGCUGGUAUUGAAACGGAAUCYUGUAACUGCGAAAAUGAUAAUUGGUUACAAGACAUUGCUAAUGCUUUAGCUUCAAAGGAAUCUAAACUUCGAUUCUCCAGAACAAAUCUACUACAUUUUACGACAGAAUCUAUAGACACAAUAAGAGUGUUAGUCAAACUGUUGCUUUCGGGAAAGGAGCAUGAAGAUUCACGAUAUGCAACAUGCGAGCCAGUAAGAAAUAAGCGCAAGCACAAAAAGGCAACUACAAUGAGUAAUAUUGAUAUGUGCUCGAAAGAAACAGCAUUGCAACUCAGUGAUAUUGCAAAACUUUCAAAAACGAAAUACAAGAUCUACACCGAUGAUUACGAGGCCGUAAAGAAAGAAGCUACGUUUGUUAAGGAGGCAAUUGAUAAAGAAAACCAUAACUCGCAAAGAUACAAGGAUUUAAACAAAGAGAGUUACAUCUUUAGUCGAAAUCAUMUUUGCCAAUGGCAGGCACUAACAUUCAAAUAUGUACAGCUUCGGCUUUUAAUCCACGUUUUGUUUUCAUGGAACAAGCAAGUUAUGCGUCAUGGAAAAUACCCAAAUAUUCCAAAGUUUGUGUUAUAUCGCAUAAAACGUAUUCUUUUUACCAAAAGUCGUAAGGAACUUGUCCAAUUCGUAAUUGCACUUUCCAAACAUGAUUUAUUCAAGCAGUAUGAAUAUCUUCAGUGGAUUAAAUUUAAAAAACCACCACUAUUUGACAGUUUAUUCAAUGACAAAAAUAAUUAAUUGUAAUUUAUAUUUUCUUUUUUUCGCGAAAAGUGAAAUAGCAUGGAAGUAGGAAGCAAACAGUUGUCUAAAUGAAUAGUAGUGAUUCAUUUGCAUAGAGUACAAACAUUAAAUGUGUACAAUAGAGUGCUUGCACUUAAAGUGCAAGUCACAUAAGCAUGAAACAAUUCUUAACUAUGUUGUGCUAAAUAAAGAUUUAGUUAUCAACUAAGAAUUGA
Messenger RNA from Exaiptasia diaphana, 6343 nucleotides. RefSeq lists its product as uncharacterized. Bases 144 to 6125 code for a protein of 1993 amino acids. The transcript is spliced from 3 exons. The record is from RefSeq and is a predicted model, not a curated record. Lineage: Eukaryota; Metazoa; Cnidaria; Anthozoa; Actiniaria; Aiptasiidae. Gene Ontology annotation, molecular function: protein binding.